Pogona vitticeps (central bearded dragon) is the source of this 1715-nucleotide messenger RNA. RefSeq lists its product as uncharacterized. Gene Ontology annotation, molecular function: tumor necrosis factor receptor binding. Gene Ontology annotation, biological process: positive regulation of activated T cell proliferation; positive regulation of cytotoxic T cell differentiation; immune response. Gene Ontology annotation, cellular component: plasma membrane. The record is from RefSeq and is a predicted model, not a curated record. Lineage: Eukaryota; Metazoa; Chordata; Lepidosauria; Squamata; Agamidae.
ACGAGGGGGAAAAAAAUCUCUCGUAAGAGGCUAUAUAAACGCCAGCGCCAGGCCCGAGGCACUCCGCGGCGCCUUUGAUCUCUACGAUGGUCGCCCCGAUGGAGGUCCCAGAGGCGCUCUCCGGUCCGCGGCUCUUGCGCUCCUGUUCCGCCGCCCGCUGCGCGCUGGGGCUGACUGUGUUGUCUCUGGUGGCCUCGCUCACCGCGCUGGUUGUGACGCUGACGAAACAGCCGCUGCUGCCCCGGACGCCUCCGCCGCUGCCCCGAACGCCUCCGCCGCUGCCUCCCGCGCAGCAGAAUUACGCCCAGCUCGUGCUGAAACUUAACACCUCAUCCAUAAACGAGAGGAAGCUGGACUGGUACACCAAUGAAACAAUUCAAGGAGUAUAUCUUGGACAGUCCUUUGAAUAUAGCAACAAGACACUAAAGGUUUCAGUUGGUGGCCUGUAUUGUAUAUAUACCCAGAUUAACUUUACACACAAUUUUGGCAGUACCGCUAAGCAAGAGGCAAUGAAUGCUAGUGUGUUGAUCCAUCGUCAUACUGCCGAUAGUUCUGAUUCUCUCCCUAUUCUGACUCUGCCCCUGGACCUGUCUCACCGUUCAAAGGGAACAAUGCCUUUUAAGGCUGUACUUUAUCGACUGGAAAAGAAUGACAGACUGCAUGUGACAAUAAAGCCAAAUAACAAUGGAAAACAUUAUGGAUCCCUCAGCAGUCGUGACAGCUUCUUUGGAUUGUUCCAGAUUCUUGACACAGUCCCGAGAUGACUAUAAUCUCUCUCUCUCUCUCUCUUUUGCAUUUCUUUUGGAUGCAAUGUUACACCACUGAUCCCUAAAAAGGUGAAUUUUUACGGACGCUGUUACUUGAAAGUAGCAGUGCUUCCAAACUGUGAACUAUGUUAAUGUUUGGGCAGUGGGCACUAGACAUGGUUGUAUUGCAUUCUGAGUCAAUUUUUAUAUUUUUAUAUUUUUUGCGGUACUGGGCUGCUUCUGCCCCAAACCAUGGUAGCCAUUGAGUUGAAGUACAUCAAGCCAACUUUCAGGAUAUCCUGUUGGCACAGAAAAUGUGGACUAUUGAACUCCUUCCCAGUGACAAAUAGACUGAUCUUUCUGAGCCAUUGAGCUUCAGAUGAAUUGCUUGGGCUAGCCCAAUAAAUAUUUUAUGUUUUCAUCUUUUGGAGAGCUGAUCAUAAGCGCCCCAUAUUACAAACUGAUUUAGACACUAUUCCAUUGAAAAGCAUUUUGCUAUGUGCUGUGAAGGAGGACCAUUAUGGGAAUUAAAAGCAGCACAUGGAGCUAAUUUUUGUGAUUCUUUGGUAUAGAUCACACCCUUUUCCUUGUUUAAUUUGAGUCUGUGGGAGGAUGCUUUCUCCUUCUUUUCCUUUCAUCCCCUGUUCCUUUUCUCCAGGGAGUCUCUUUGAUAGGUAGGCACUUUGUUGCCUGCUUGUGACUGGUGCUUUUUUCUUUUUCCUGCCAACUUGCCUUAGAAACCACAUGAGCUAGGCAGAAACCCCAAUCCGAGGUAGAAAAAAAAAUAAAAGGAAGGACAUCAUUAGAAACAUUUAAAAUGCUGAGAAAAUUUUUUUCCAUCCUUCCUCCUAAAUGCAGCACCCCAACUGGUGGCAUUUACUACAUUAGCCCAAUUUUAGAAAUGUUGUAGAAUGGAAAAAAAUAUUUUUAUAUGAAUUAAUUUGUAAUAUUAAUGAUAUUUUAUAUGGA